Messenger RNA from Xiphophorus hellerii (green swordtail), 3081 nucleotides. It is a transcript of the gene snx18a, whose product is annotated as sorting nexin 18a. The transcript is spliced from 2 exons. NCBI's taxonomy places the organism in Eukaryota, Metazoa, Chordata, Actinopteri, Cyprinodontiformes, Poeciliidae. Gene Ontology annotation, biological process: endocytosis; endosomal transport; mitotic cell cycle. The coding region runs from base 369 to 2072 and encodes 567 amino acids. Gene Ontology annotation, molecular function: protein binding; phosphatidylinositol binding. The record is from RefSeq and is a predicted model, not a curated record. Gene Ontology annotation, cellular component: cytoplasmic vesicle; plasma membrane.
UGUCUGCAGCUGCUGCAUGUUGUCGUUGCUCCGCCCUCGACUGGUCUCGCCUGAUCUCCGUCGGAUUGCUGCGCAGCGCUUAAAGGCAGAAGAAGUGUCGGUCGGAGCUGGAGGGAGGCUGCAGCGCAGCGCAGAUCAGGUCAGUCCGUGUUCACACGCUGCGACCGCUGGAUUUCAAACACCGCCGCUUCCAGUCAGGUUGGAGUCAAGGGGAGGCAGGAAGGCAGUUUAAAGCUUCAACGUUGAGCUUGAGGAGGAUUUGAAAGGCAUAUAUUUGGGGAGGUGGGUUGACUGCUGUGUUCCCCUCCUGCCACCGGACAGCAGCCGUAAGUGAUCCCGCUGUCCCGCUUCCAGCUGCCGUGUGAGCCAUGGCGCUCCAAGCCAGAGUGAUCUACGACUUCAACUCUGAAAACCCGGGGGAGCUGUCGGUGAAGGAGAGCGAAAUCCUAACUUUGUUCAGCGAGCAGGACAUUGAUGGCUGGCUGGAGAGCUCCAACAGCAAAGGGGACAGAGGACUGGUCCCCGCCUCGUACGUGGAGAUCCUGCGGAGCGAGGCUGAGCUGAACAGCUACAACAUCAACGCGGAGCCUCGGUACUCUAAUAUCACAGCUGGAGGCUUUGACAAACUCCAGAACUUCUCUAAGCCUCCUCUGGUAGGGUUGACCACAAACACGGCGCCGAUACAAGAGCAUCACAACAACAAACACCACAUCCAAGGCAGCGAUGAUGACUGGGAUGAUGACUGGGAUGACAGCUCCACUGUAGCAGAUGAGCCAGGGAGUGUGGGAGGAAGGUACCAGGACUCCGAGGGCUCCACAUACAGAGUGACAACACACAUUGGUCCAAGAGGGAAUGCAACGCAGGCGAAGAGCUCAGCCACAGUGGGCAGAAACCUGAACAGGUUCUCUACCUUUGUAAAGUCAGGAGGAGAGGCGUUUGUGCUCGGAGAGGCGUCAGGCUUUGUGAAGGAUGGGGACAAGCUGUGUGUGGUGAUGGGUCAGUAUGGUCCGGAGUGGCAGGAGAAUCCUUACCCCUUCUCCUGCACUAUUGACGAUCCCACCAAGCAGACCAAGUUCAAAGGGAUGAAGAGCUACAUCUCCUACAAGCUGACCCCCACGCACACCCAGAACCCUGUGAGCAGGAGGUACAAGCACUUCGACUGGCUUUACGCUCGCCUGGCGGAGAAGUUCCCAGUCAUCUCUGUGCCACACCUCCCAGAGAAGCAGGCCACAGGCCGCUUCGAGGAGGACUUCAUCUCCAAGAGGAGGAAGGGUCUCAUUUGGUGGAUGAACCACAUGACCAGCCACCCUGUCCUGUCCAAGUGUGACGUCUUCCAGCACUUUCUGACCUGCACAGACGAGAAGGCCUGGAAGCAGGGGAAGAGGAAGGCUGAGAAGGACGAGCUAGUGGGAGCCAACUUCUUCCUCACCAUCAGCACUCCACCGGCUCCCCUCGACUUCCAGGAGGUGGAGAGCAAAAUUGACGGGUUCAAGACCUUCACCAAGAGGAUGGACGACAGCACCAUGCAGCUCAACGCCACCGUUAAUGAGUUUGCUCGCAAGCAGAUGGGUGGAUUUAAGAAGGAGUACCAGAAGGUGGGGAUGUCAUUUAAGGCUCUGAGCCAGGCCUUUGAGAUGGACCAGCAGACAUAUUCAUCGGGACUCAACCACGCCAUCUCCUUCACUGGAGAUACCUACGAAGCGAUUGGAGAGUAUUUUUAUGAACAGCCCAGCAAAGAUCUGGACCCAAUUAUGGAUUUGUUAGCUCUUUACCAAGGUCACCUGGCAAACUUUCCAGACGUCAUCCAUGUCCAAAAAGGAGCCCUGACGAAGGUGAAGGAGAGCCAGAAGCACGUGGAGGAGGGCAAGAUGGACCGGCCGCAGGCAGAUGGCAUCAACGACCGCUGCAACAUCAUCUCCUGCGCCACGCUGGCUGAGAUCCAGCACUUCCACCACAUCCGCGUGAGAGAUUUCAAGGCCCAGAUGCAGCACCAUCUCCUGCAGCAGAUCGCUUUCUUCCAGAAGAUCACGGGCAAACUGGAAGAGGCUCUGCAAAAGUACGACAACGCAUAACGGAUCACCCAAUCCGUUUUGGGUCUCGACGACAAACGGCCGUGCCGCUUCCGUGAUUGGUCAGUGGGAUUUUGGCUAGAAAAGGGCAGCACCUCGCAGAGACUGCUGGGAGCUGACGUCAGAGCAGGACGGGACGUUUAUGGAGAGGACACAAAACGAAAUCCUGUUUGCAGUUUUGUCUGGGACGUUCGGACAUGUAUUUGUAGAAAAUUAAGCCAGUUUUAAGUGCAAACACAGUUGCCUAGAAUUUAUAGAGAUCAAUAAUAAUAAACGGAUUAAUCUUGGGAAGAUGAAGAGCAGAGAGAGAAGCCUGUUUUCACUGUUGCCUACACAUCUGGUGCAAGACUUCCUAUAUCAGGAGUUUUUAGCCUUACAGCACAGUUUUUAAAAACAAUUUUUGGUCUCACCGCCUCUCCAGGAGCAGCAACACUCCUGUGGCCAACACACUGCCUUCAGGAAAUAUUUAUUCUCAGACAAACAGGGCAGAAUGUUUACAGGCUCCUCACCGAGCAGCGACUGUCACUGCUGUUUCUCUGUGCCUUCUGAUUUUGGUCAUUUUUGUUACUUAUUUCUAACAACUCUUAUGUGCUGAUAAUGCAGACAUACAAUCCAUGUGUUUUUGCAAGGCUCCCCUCUGUAAAUUCCAGCCUAUGUUAUCGAGUUGUGCCAUUUCUUUUGCUAAGUUGUUCUUGGAUUAGAUCGUUAACACAGGGAUACCCUGCUCACAGCAAGCACUAAUAUCCUGUUUCAGCAUGCACAGCUUAAAUGACCAUGGUAAACACUUUUUACACCUUAUGUUUCUAUUUGUGUCAGCAAAAUGUUGGUUUGAAGGCUCUACUUUAAAUUAUCAGAAGCAGGCUGCUAGGAGUAGAGGGUUUCUUACCAGUUUCUAUAAUGCAGACCCUUUUAAAAGCAGGAUUACUGGUGUUUUUAAACUUUAUGAUGAUUGUAUCAUGAAGUUAAGAUUGUAGAAGAGAUGCAAAUUAAAUUUAUCCUUCACAGAAAUAUA